Molecule: messenger RNA, 4168 nt
Organism: Vombatus ursinus (common wombat)
Lineage: Eukaryota; Metazoa; Chordata; Mammalia; Diprotodontia; Vombatidae
Gene: ZNF451
Product: zinc finger protein 451
Exons: 16
Coding region: 14-3271 (1085 amino acids)
Biological process (GO): regulation of transcription by RNA polymerase II
Cellular component (GO): nucleus
Molecular function (GO): sequence-specific DNA binding; DNA-binding transcription factor activity, RNA polymerase II-specific
Source: RefSeq, a predicted model, not a curated record
CUGCGAGGGGAAGAUGUCAGAGGAGCAGCCGGAAAAAAAGGGAGAGCCGGGUUCCGAGAUAAUGGAAUUAUCUUCAACUGAUUCUGAGACUGAGUCACCAAAAGAAGACACUGAAGAUGACAUUCAGUUUGUUAGUGAAGGGCCAUUGAGACCUGUCCUUGAAUAUAUCGAUCUGGUUAGUAGUGAUGAUGAAGGACCUAGUACUUCUCAUAUUAAUGAAAAAGUGAAAAGUAAAGACUAUGUUGACCAGGAAAAGGACAGAGUUGCUUUAACUCUAGCUCGUCUAGCUCGCCAUGUGGAGGUAGACAAACAGCAGAAAGAAGAGAAGAAUAAAGCAUUCCAGGAAAAAAUAGAUUUUCAGCAUGCUCAUGGAUUACAAGAACUGGAGUUUAUUCGAGACCGUAGUGACACAGAAGCAGCAAGAUUGUGUGUGGACCAAUGGCUAAAAAUGCCAGGACUUAAAACAGGCACAAUUAAUUCUGGAAGAAGAGGUCCAAUUCGAAGAGCAAGCCAAAUGCCAGUGUCCAGCAAACCUAUUUCAUGCCCCAUAAUGUAUUGUAACAAAGAAUUUGACAAUGGGCACCUUCUCUUGGGUCAUUUGAAAAGGUUUGAUCAUUCUCCAUGUGAUCCAACAAUUACACUGCAUGGACCUCUCACCAAUUCCUUUGCAUGUGUAAUAUGUUAUAAAAAAUUUGCUACCCAGCAGCAAUAUAGUGAUCACCUUUUUGCUAAGGCAGCUGCAGCUGAUGGACAUAAAACCAGUCUUCUUCCCCAGCUUAUUCAGUGCUUUGCAUGUCCAAAUUGCUUCCUUCUUUUUAGCAACAAGGAUGAAUGUUUGCGGCAUAUGUCUGGAAAAAAUCAUUUUCUUCAGAGUUUUAAACUGGGUGAUGACAAGGAAAUAUGUCCUAUACCAUUUCCAUCUUUUGCAAAGAAACUUUUGAUAGCUCUCUGUAAGGAAGUCCCCUUUCAAGUGAAAUGCAUGGCCUGCCACAAAACAUUACGUUCUCACAUGGAUCUUACAGCCCAUUUCAGAGUCCAUUGUCGAAAUGCGGGUCCUGUAGCAGUAGCUGAGAAGAGUGUCUCCCAGGUUGCAGAGCGAUUCAAAGCAAGAGGUUAUUGUCUAAGUUGCAGUGAACUCUUUGUGGAUGAGAGCAGUACCAAUAGUCACAAGCAGACUUCAGGACACAAAGUCAGAGUCAUUGCCUCAAUGGAAGAAUCCAUCUUGAUGUAUUGUCACAUCAAUGGAGGUAACAAACCUCCCUCUGAUUUGCGCCUCCUGCUAGAGCAUUCAAAAUUUUCAUCACUUAAAAGGACGCUAUCCAAUAAAGAUUCAAGGACACAGGCAUGCAGCGCUACUCCAAAGAAGAAGAAAAACUUGGAGGAUCAAAAUAGUGAAGGUGCAGUACAUACAAAACAAAAUAAGUCGGUCUGGUUUUGUGAAUGCCAACAAAAGUUCCUGAGUGAAGAUGCAGCAGAAAAGCAUGUAUUCUCAGCAAAUACAAUGUGCCAUAAAUGUGUAGUCUGUGGGAAAGUGUCUGAAGAUGCAGGUGUUAUGCGUUUGCACAUGAGUCGGUUUCAUGGAGGGGCACAUUUAAAUAACUUUCUUUUUUGGUGUCGGACAUGCAAAAAGGAAUUACGGAGAAAAGAGACUAUUAUGGCUCAUGUGACUGAAUAUCAUCGUGGACACACUUAUUUUUAUGAGCAAGAUGCUGAAGAAGAGGAACCUUUGCCAUCCUCUUCUAAGACAUUGAUGAGUAGCCCUGUUAACAGGAGUAGUCUUUCAACUAUUAUGCCUGUUCUUCAGUCCCCUCCAGAAAGCCCUCCACGAGGAAAAUGGCAGUGCCGAAUUUGUGAAGAUAUGUUUGACUCCCAGGAAAGUGUUAAACAUCACUGUAUGUGUUUAACAAGUCAUCAGUUUCAUAGGUACAGCUGUGACCAUUGCAAAAAGUCCUUUCACAAGAUAGAGACAUUAUACCGACACUGCCAAGACCAGCAUGACAGUGACAUAAAAAUUAAAUAUUUCUGUGGGCUCUGUGAUCUGACUUUUGAUGUGGAGGAAGCAUUUUUGAGUCACUAUAAGGAUGUCCACAGCGUAGACUAUGUGUUUGUAUCAGAAAAGUCUGAAACUUCAAUUAAAAAUGAGGAUGAUUUCCCCGUUUUGGAGAAAAGUAACUUGUUAACAUGUGGCUGCCGGGAGAGUUACAUCUGUAAAACUAACAGGAAGGAAGAUCACAGUAGAUGUCUACAGAUCUUGCUUGACAAAGGUAAUCUGUGGUUUCGUUGCUGUUGGUGUUCAGCAACAGCACAGAAUGUAGCAGACAUGAAUACCCAUAUUCUUAAACGACACAAGGGAGAGAGAGAUCAUAAAGAAGAGCAGUACUUUGUGAAGUGCGCUGUCUGCAGCAAAAGUUUUCACGAUGCUGAGAGUGCUCAGCAACAUUUUCACACAAAACAUUGCUUCUUACAAAAACCCAACAUAGCUCACUUUGGACCAGAAAAAUUAAGCCAAUUCAAGUUUAGUGCCAGUGGUGCACGUGUAGACAGAAAACUGAAACAUGCCGUAAGCUAUCCAAAAAUUUCAGAAUCUCCUUCAAAUAGACUACUAAACAUGGAUUCAGGAGCUAAGAAUGACAUAGGCUGUCAAAAUAUAGAUGAAGGAGAUGUUGAGCUACCAGAUUUGGACUACUUGCGAACCAUGACUCAUAUAGUCUUUGUGGAUUUUGAUAAUUGGUCAAACUUUUUUGGUCAUCUACCAGGAUUCCUUAAUCAGGGAACCUUUGUCUGGGGAUUUCAAGGAGGAAAUACAAAUUGGAAGCCUCCAGUCAAUUGCAAGAUCUUUAAUUACCUCAAUAGGAUUGGAUGCUUCUUCCUUCAUCCACGCUGCAGUAAGAGAAAAGAUGCUGCUGAUUUUGCCAUCUGUAUGCAUGCUGGCCGUCUAGAUGAACAGCUACCUAAGCAAAUUCCUUUCACUAUUCUCUCAGGAGAUCAAGGUUUUCUGGAGCUACAGAAUCAAUUUAAGAAGACUCAGAGGCCAGCCCACAUCCUAAACCCUCAUCACUUAGAGGGGGAUAUGAUGUGUGCCUUAUUAAAUAGUAUAUCUGAUACCACCAAAGACAGUGACAGUAGCGAAAAUGAUCGAACGAGAACAAGCAGAAAUACUAUGCAAGAAGAGGAAAUCAAGUCCAGAGAAGUUCUCUUUAGCUGUGAAAUACAGAAUCAAAUGGCCAGGUCUAAAGUACCCCCAGUUGAAGAAGAAUAUAACCAUCUGUAAAAGUGGAGCAGUUUAAAUCAUCAUGAAUUUAUAGGUUAUGAUCUCUAAAUUACCAUAUUUCAAAGUGCCAUGUGAAUAUUAUGAUUAAUAAAAUACUAUAUUAUUUCUCCUCAGGCUCUUAUACCCUUACCCUCCCUUCACCCAUUCUCCCUACUCCACUUAUUUUUUUUCCUCUACUUGCAAGGAUUAACAAGAUUUUGUAUACUGUGAUAUUGAAAACAUAAUCAUCAUCCUGCUGACUUAUACUGACAUAAAGCAUAUGUGUUUGUUUCCAACCCCUAACUUUGCAAUUCUAAUCUUUUUAUACAGAUGUGGAAUUGCAGGAAGUUCUCAAAAGGAGUCUGGAAGAGGUGUAAUUGAAGAGUCCCCUGCCCAAUAACAGCUGUCAUUGAAGGUGCUCACAAUAGUAGAAUCUUGAGUUCUACUUGAGUCAAAAACCAUAAUAGCAAAGAUAUAUUUGAAAACAGGCUUAUGCAUUUACUUGUUAGACUUGAAAGCCAGUGUCAUUUAUUUUAUGUUCUUGUACUAAUGUGGAUUUAUAAAAUGUACAGAAGGAAGAGAAUAAAUGUUUAAUAUAAAUCUGAAUUGCCAUGUUCUAAUACAGUUGCUAUAACCUCUCAGUUAGCCAUAUGACUGUAUAUAGUUAAAGUAAGCUCUUCUCUAUGGUUUUGUAUUCUCCUUAUUAAUCUUUUUUGACUUUUAAUCAUGGAUCUUAUUUUGGCCCUUUGUUUUUUACAGACAUAAGCUACUCCGUUCUAAUUUUCCUAAAAUCCAUGUAGCAUUGAGAGUGUGAUCUCUUACUAUCUUUCUGAUGUCUUUUUAAAAUGUUCUUAAUAGUUGGAGAGAUAAUAAAAUCAUGUUACUUGCUUUGUCCCUUGUGUUGCACACAAAUUUACA